Messenger RNA from Tripterygium wilfordii, 1569 nucleotides. RefSeq names its product UDP-glycosyltransferase 74G1-like. Lineage: Eukaryota; Viridiplantae; Streptophyta; Magnoliopsida; Celastrales; Celastraceae. The record is from RefSeq and is a predicted model, not a curated record. Gene Ontology annotation, molecular function: UDP-glycosyltransferase activity. The coding region runs from base 135 to 1496 and encodes 453 amino acids. The transcript is spliced from 2 exons.
UCUAUGUUACAUCAUCAAAUCAAAAAUAAUGCUGGCAAAAAGUUCUUUAAUGUUUGUUUCUUUCUUACCUUUGUAAUAUAAAUUCCCCUGUUCAAGUGAAACAGAUAGGAAGAGAGACUGUACAAGAAAAAGAAAUGGAGAAGCAUGAGAGAGCCUGCAAACCUCAUGUUCUGGUCCUCCCUUAUCCUGCACAAGGCCAUAUCAACCCCAUGUUACAAUUCUCAAAACGUUUGGUCUCCAAAGGAGUCAAAGCCACUCUGAUAACUACAAUAUCCAUCUCCAAGUUCAUGCCAGCAGAUCCAAAUAGCCUGAUUGAUGUUGAGACAAUAUCUGAUGGCUUCGACGAUGGGCGGAGCCACGAUGAGGAUUUUCUAAGAAGCUUCAAGGCUGUAGGCUCACAAACUCUGACAGAAUUAAUCAAGAAAUUGAAGGAUUCGGGGGUAUCCAUCAAUGCACUUAUUUAUGAUGGAUUCUUGCCAUGGGCACUUGAUGCUGCAAAGCAGUUUGGGGUACCUGGAGCUCUGUUUUUCACCCAAUCUUGUGCUGUUAACAGCAUAUAUUUCUAUGUCAAAAGUGGAAAACUUCCUGUACCCCUAUCGGAGCCAACUGUUUCUGUCCCUGGUUUGCCUCUGCUUAAAGCUUCAGAGACACCAUCUUUUGUUAGUUCUUAUGGAUCAUAUCCAUCUUGGACUGAUAUAGUCCUCAAUCAAUUCUCCAACAUUGAUGAAGCAGAUUGGGUUCUUCUCAAUACUUUCUAUGAAUUGGAAAAACAGGAGGUAGAUUGGAUGGCUAAACUAUGGAGGUUAGGGACAGUAGGACCAACACUUCCAUCUAUGUACUUGGACAAAAGGCUUGAAGAUGACAAAGACUAUGGCAUCAAUCUCUUGAACCCAAACAAAACUGCUUGCAUGAGUUGGUUACACAACAAGCCAACUGGUUCAGUUGUCUAUGUUUCCUUUGGCAGCAUGGCAGAGCUAGGAGAAGAACAGAUGGGAGAAAUAGCUUGGGGAUUGAAGAGAAGCAACUGUUACUUCUUAUGGGUUGUUAGGGCACUAGAGCAAGCCAAGUUGCCUAAAAACUUCAUAGAAGAAACCUCAGAUAAGGGUUUGGUGGUGCCAUGGUGCCCCCAGUUGGAAGUUUUAGUCCAUGAGUCAAUAGGUUGCUUUGUGACACACUGUGGAUUCAACUCUGUUCUUGAAGCUUUGUGCUUGGGUGUUGCAGUGGUGGCAGUGCCACAAUGGACUGACCAGAUUACAAAUGCCAAGUAUGUGGAGGAUAUUUGGGGAACUGGGAUUAGAACUGAAGCAGAUGGGAAUGGGAUUGUGAAAAGAGAAGAGGUGGAGAAGUGUAUAAAGGAAGUGCAUGAGGGAGAGACAGGAAAAGAGAUGAAGAAAAAUGCGAAGAAGUGGAAGAAUUUGGCCAAAGAAGCCAUUGAUGCUGGUGGAAGCUCUGAGAAAAACAUAGAUGAAUUUGUGGCUUAUCUAGUCAGCUCUUAGGGUUGUAUCAAAUAUCAAUCUUCCAAUUCUUGUUAAUGAUCAGAAAUAAAACUCAAGUGUUUGUUUCUUUGGA